This is a messenger RNA of Juglans microcarpa x Juglans regia, 1155 nucleotides long. RefSeq names its product protein OVEREXPRESSOR OF CATIONIC PEROXIDASE 3. Gene Ontology annotation, molecular function: DNA binding; DNA-binding transcription factor activity, RNA polymerase II-specific. The coding region runs from base 1 to 1014 and encodes 337 amino acids. The transcript has 6 exons. Gene Ontology annotation, biological process: regulation of transcription by RNA polymerase II. Lineage: Eukaryota; Viridiplantae; Streptophyta; Magnoliopsida; Fagales; Juglandaceae. Gene Ontology annotation, cellular component: nucleus. The record is from RefSeq and is a predicted model, not a curated record.
AUGGGGAAAACCGCUUCGAGGCGAGGCUUUGAAGUGACAACUGACAAGUCCCUUCGUCUUCCUUCGCCGCCUCCUCGGGGCCAAUCCCGGCCCACCCGUUUGUUUCUGCCACUUCACCCUCCCCGCCGCUCCGUACUAGCUCUCUCGCGCCGUCGAAACCCCAGCUCUUCCACCCCUGCGUCUUCCUCUUCGAAGAGAAAUAAGAAAGUCUUGCCUCGUAAUGAUGCUUUAGAAGACGACGUUAUAGACGAGGAUGCCUUUGACGCACUCUUUAGCCAACUGGAGGAAGAUUUAAAGAAUGAUGGGCUAUCCCUAGAUGACGAGGAUGAUGAGAUAAGUGAAGAAGACCUUGCCAGGUUUGAACAAGAAUUAGCGGAGGUACUAGGAGAUGAUGAUGUAGAAAUGGCGAUUUCAGCUGCGGAUGACACUGAAAGUGAUAAUGAUGCUGAAGAAGAUGACGAUGAAGAAUACGAAAGGCCGGCGAAGCUUAAAAAUUGGCAACUUCGAAGAUUGGCUGCAGCUUUGAAAGCUGGCCGUCGAAAAACUAGCAUAAAAACUCUUGCUGCUGAGCUUUGUCUUGAUAGGGCUGUGGUUCUUGAAUUGCUUCGUGACCCUCCUGCAAAUCUUUUAAUGAUGAGUGCCGCUUUACCUGAUAAACCGGCACCGAUAGUAUCAGUAGCAGUGCCUGAAAAUAAGCCCGCACCCACAGAAAUUCCUAGCGAAACAAGUGCGGAUGCAGCAGAACCUAAGACCAAGGGGCAACUGCCUGUCCAUGUCAUGCAACAGACAUGGAAUGCUCAAAAGAGACUGAAAAAAGUGCACGUUGAAACCCUUGAAAGAGUUUAUAGGAGAACAAAACGCCCUACUAACUCAAUGAUUAGUAGCAUAGUGCAUGUGACAAAUCUACCCAGAAAAAGAGUUGUGAAAUGGUUUGAAGACAAACGUGCUGAAGAUGGAGUCCCUGACCAUCGCAUUCCAUACCAACGGCACCGCUACGAACGACGUUCAUGGUAAAUUGCAAGCGCUUCCCCAAAACCGAGACCAGCAUUGUCUGCCAGCGCAUUUUGUGGUCCCGAUUCGUUGCAUUACGCUUCCAACUUCUUUCCCAUCCGUCGGAUCCAUCCUCCACCCAACGGCCUGUAAACUUCCACGGCU